Molecule: messenger RNA, 2196 nt
Organism: Malassezia restricta
Lineage: Eukaryota; Fungi; Basidiomycota; Malasseziomycetes; Malasseziales; Malasseziaceae
Product: endonuclease/exonuclease/phosphatase family
Exons: 1
Coding region: 1-2196 (731 amino acids)
Biological process (GO): phosphatidylinositol dephosphorylation
Molecular function (GO): phosphatidylinositol-4,5-bisphosphate 5-phosphatase activity
Source: RefSeq, a predicted model, not a curated record
AUGUCGCGCGCUUUUGGAAGGUGGGGCAGACAAAUUGGCCCGUCGCGUGUCGACAAGAUGGAAGCCUCACAGCACCCUGCGAGCUCUUCGCAGCAGAACAGUGCGUAUCAUCGGUAUGUCGAUACCAUCGAAUCUUCCGAGCGCGAGACCAUCAAAAUCCGCAUUAUGACCUGGAAUAUGCAUGGAAACGUCCCGAUGGGUGAUCUUGAGGUGUUGUUUGGUCGUGUCGAUCCGUGCAUGGCGCCAGCGCAGGCUCCCCAAAAUCCUCACCGCAUUCCACAACUUCCCAUGUCUGACACGCACCCAUACCAUAUUGUCGUGGUGUCAUGCCAAGAAUGUCCGUGGGGCGAGGGCGGUCAGCUCAUGCACAAAAUUCAUACGGCGGGCGAAAUUGGCCAUGCUUACCGCUAUACUCGUGCGAGGCGCGAUAUGACACCUGCAGACAUACAAGCCGCGAUGUCUGAUCACUCAUGGAAGGAUACAUCCGCGCCAAAUUCGCGCGCCGAUGUGUCCACAGACUCGCGGCCGUCGCUGUCCUUGACGAUCCCAAGUGCUGAUGACAGUAUCCUUUCGAAUGCUGCUGAACAUGAGAUCAUUACCAAUCAUGAAGGAUGUGAAAUGAUUGUCACCUCGCGCGCAUGGUCUAAGGUAUGCCACGAUUGGUUGUGUCGUGGCUUACGACGCACAUGCGCCGAAUUAUUAGCAGGCUCUGAUCCCGACUCUGGCGUUAGCGCACAUUCUAGUCCCUCGACUUCCUCUAGUGCCAGGAUACCUAGUAUAUCGUCUGUGUCCUCGCUUUCGCCGCAGUGCAUGCGUCAUCCACCUGAGCAGCUGGGUGUGUACAACCUGUUGAUCAAAGAGCGACUAAUGGGAUGCUACACAGCCGUCUACGUAUGGCGUGGGUGUGCGGACUUCGUGCGUGGUGCCAGUGCCCAUGCGGUCUCAAGCGGCUUGCUGGCUGGGCGUAUGGGAAAUAAGGGCGGUGUGGGCAUUAGUGUCAUGCUGGGUACGACACGCCUACUGUUCAUCAAUGCGCAUUUAGCAGCGCAUGCCAAUCGGAUCGAUGCACGGAUUGCUAAUAUUGAGAAAAUCAAGGCGGAGCUGAAUGUUAAUACGUUUCUCCCGCCUGAUCAUCCGCAGUUGGACAAGCGCGACAUUACGAAAAACUUUGAUCACUGUUUCUGGUGUGGUGACCUUAAUUUCCGCGUCGACAUUUCUCGCAAGCAUGCUGAUUCGCUAUUGCAGCAGCAGUCGUAUGAUGACGCUUUAGAGUUCGACCAGCUUCGUAAAGUGUUGCGAGACGGUCAUGCCUUCGAUGGCUUCCGUGAGGCUCCUAUUGACUUUCCGCCGACGUACAAGUACGACUUGCAAAGGGCAGAGAGGCAGCGUCUGCGCCACCACCCUAGUAUGCUUCUUCGAAAAGGUGCUGCGUCUGUCCAGGCGAGCGAACUUCCAAAGAAGGCAAGCUCUUCCUCCCUUUCGUCGGCUGUCGAAAAGCGCCGCCCGAUGUGGCGUCGCUUUUUACACAGAUUCCGUCAUUCAGAACAAGCCAUCGAGGAAGAGGCCAUGCAGUGCCAAGACAACAAUCUUGCGACACUGACACGUAAAAGCUCAUCCUCUACGCUUUCAGGCGUGUCGACCAGCUCAUCAGCCAUGGAGCAGCAGGAAGAUGACCGGCAGUCAAGGGGCGUUGCUAGUUCUGUCGCGGCGCACAACUCGCUGUCAAGUAAGCUGCAAGCAGCGGUACACCUGCAUCGAUCCGACUCGACUUCUUCGAGCGUGGCGUACGACUCGAGUACGAAGCAGCGCGUGCCCUCUUGGUGUGACCGAGUUCUAUGGCGCAGUAAUGACUUUUCGCACACAGACAUUGCCUCCAUGUCGACUGAUACGUCGCAUAAGAAGAUAACUCGGUUUUUACCGUGGAAACACAUGCACAAGUCGUCGAAGGAUUCAGACGCAGAAGCGUCAGCGACGCACACCUUCCUGCUUCAGGCACCUCUCGACUGGAUUCACUCCAUGGUUGAAUCGAAAAAUGCAUCGCUUCUGGAGCCCUUUCUCGAUGAAGAUAUGCUCGUUCCGUCUAAGGGACAAGUCAAGGUCAUUGACUACAGUACGAUCGAUGACGAAGGCGUCCAAGCCUUGGGCGCCCGCUCGGACCACCGCCCUGUGCUAUUUAGUGCGGCCAUAGGCAUCUAA